This is a messenger RNA of Myripristis murdjan (pinecone soldierfish), 1716 nucleotides long. It is a transcript of the gene rit1, whose product is annotated as Ras-like without CAAX 1. Gene Ontology annotation, molecular function: GTP binding; GTPase activity. Lineage: Eukaryota; Metazoa; Chordata; Actinopteri; Holocentriformes; Holocentridae. Gene Ontology annotation, biological process: signal transduction. The record is from RefSeq and is a predicted model, not a curated record. The transcript has 6 exons. Bases 177 to 812 code for a protein of 211 amino acids. Gene Ontology annotation, cellular component: membrane.
GAGCGGACCGGCGGCAGGACCCUGGGGGCUGCCGUUCCUCCACUGCCGUUAGUUUGAUGAAGAGGCCGACUGACUCCAGGCAGCACAACUACACUCCAUACAUUGUAACCACUUUACAACCGCUAGCUACAGUCUUCCGGCACUUAUGAAGCUUACCAGUUUGUGAGACAGUGUGAAUGGAGUCAACUGGAGGCUCUGGAAGUCUCUCCCGUGAGUACAAGCUGGUCAUGCUGGGAGAAGGAGGUGUAGGGAAGAGUGCUAUCAUCAUGCAGUUCAUCAGCCAUCGCUUCCCAGAGGAUCAUGACCCCACCAUUGAGGAUGCCUAUAAAACUCAGAUCCGCAUCGAUGAUGAACCAGCUAACCUGGAUAUCCUGGACACAGCAGGACAGGCAGAGUUUACAGCCAUGCGGGACCAGUAUAUGCGGGCAGGUGAGGGCUUCAUCAUCUCCUACUCCAUCACAGACAGGCGGAGUUUCCAGGAGGUUCGGCACUUUAAGCAGCUUAUUGAUCGAGUGCGACGCACCGCAGACACUCCAGUAGUAUUGGUGGGCAACAAAUCUGACCUGGCGCACCUUCGACAGGUAUCAGUGGAGGAGGGUCAUGAACUGGCCAGAGAGUUCCAGUGCCCCUUUUUUGAAACCUCUGCUGCCUUCCGGUACUACAUUGACGAGGUAUUUGCUGCCUUGGUCCGCCAGAUCCGCCGGCACGAGGCUGAGUCUGUGCGCAGCAGUGAGAGGAAGACCAGGAGAAGACACUCAUUUUGGGGUCGUAUGCGCUUCACUUUCCAUAAAAAGCAGCACUCUGAGCACUGACAGAAACAUCAUGGGAUAUACUGUCCUGCCAUAGACAUUGGUAGCCACAAUUCAUACAAUGCCACCAAUGACUGUAUCUGGGUUAGAACAGCAAGAGGCUAACAGUUACCAAGAUCUUAAGCCGAAAUUGUAAUGUAGUAUGCCCUGAAAACUGGCCUUACUCAGCAAUGUUAGUAUUAAGCUGUGAGCUCAGCCACUUGACUGAAGUAGUUUUAUGGACGAACAUCAUGAAUGUACUGUCUGUAGCAAUCAUAGAACUUUAUGUCUUGAUGAUGUAGCAGGAGAAGAUGAUUUUUUUGAGGGGGGUGGGGGUGGGGAUUAAAUAACUAAGGAAAAAAAAGGAUCUGAGUUCCAGGUGAAGGCCAUGCUGGUCCAUCUGUAGAUGGAAAGACAUGGGGGGUGAUUUAUAUUUCAGUUCAUAUAGUUUAUUCUGGCAUUAAGAACUCACCUAAUGCCAACGUAAAAAAUUAUCACAUUAGUGGUGAUGUCAGCUCCCAGUAAUUGUGUUUACACACUGUGACCAACUUAAUGGAUUGUUCUGUUCUGACAAAUUGUGGGUAGUGCUACAAAGCUACCAUGUUGUGAACAGGCAAAUAGUAUAAUUUUGCUACUUUGGUAUUGCCUUAAACAAUGUUGCAUCAUUGGAUGAGAUAACUGCUGGCUAGCAAGCACUGAUUUAAAAAUAAAUAAAUAAAUAAAAAUCUUAGUAAAAUAGCUCACCAACAACUCCAAUGAUGGAUACAACCAUUCUCCAAGCAUUCUUCUUCAGACAUUUAUUCAUGUAGUCUUUCCAAUAUAAGUUGUAAACAACUUAGAAGCUUUGGAUGGCUUUAAUCAACAUCUUGUUUAUUUUUCAUUUGUCAUGCAGAACUAUUGCUCAUGUAACUAAAAUGGAUGGAUGCUG